CUGGCCCAGGACAAAGCCCUUUACAAGGGACACGCCAUCGCCGCCGUGGCCGCUGUCAACGCCCACGUUGCCGAAGAAGCCCUGGACCUUAUUGAUGUGGAUUUCGAGGUGUUGCCACCCGUUAUGCACGCUCGGGACGCCAUGGCGGAAGGGGCGACGCUGGUUCAUGAGCGGCUGGCCGCGUUCAGUACCGCCGGUAUCCGCGCCGGCGGCGUUCUGGACGACGGCGAUGACUCAGCCGGCACGAAUAUCGCCAACCACUUUGAGUUCCGGAUGGGCGAUCUGGACGCUGGAUUCGCGGCCGCUGACGUCGUUGUCGAGCGAGCGGUUUCGACAUCGGCGGUUCAUCAGGGUUACAUCGAACCCCACAGCGGCACCGCCAUGUGGCACGACGACGGUAAUCUCACAAUUUGGUCCAGCAGUCAGGGGCAUUUCACCGUCCGCGACCAUACCGCUCGCCUGGUAGGCGUGCCGGUUUCCAGCGUAAAAGCGAUUCCCAUGGAGAUUGGAGGCGGAUUCGGCGCCAAACUCGCGGUGUAUAUGGAACCGCUGGCAGCCCUGUUGGCCAAGAAAGCCCACGCUCCGAUGCAACGCAUUACCGGAGCGCCGGACCGCGUUCAAGUAUCCGGCGCCACGGUGCGUCAGGUCAUCAACAACCUGGAAACCCUGCAUCCGGGCAUUAAAGAGCUGCUGUACGAUGAGGAAACGGACGACGUCACCCCCGGGUUGGCGGUGAUUAUCGACGGUGAAGUGAGCCAACUGGGAUUGCUGGAUCGCGUUUCCGAAGGGAGCGAAAUGCAUUUCCUCCCGGCCAUUGGCGGGGGCGACAUCGUGCAUUAG
Messenger RNA from Geodia barretti, 840 nucleotides. The record is from the annotation of a GenBank genome assembly. NCBI's taxonomy places the organism in Eukaryota, Metazoa, Porifera, Demospongiae, Tetractinellida, Geodiidae.